Molecule: messenger RNA, 1822 nt
Organism: Periophthalmus magnuspinnatus
Lineage: Eukaryota; Metazoa; Chordata; Actinopteri; Gobiiformes; Gobiidae
Gene: rap1gapl
Product: RAP1 GTPase activating protein-like
Exons: 19
Coding region: 113-1807 (564 amino acids)
Biological process (GO): activation of GTPase activity; regulation of small GTPase mediated signal transduction
Cellular component (GO): cytoplasm
Molecular function (GO): GTPase activator activity
Source: RefSeq, a predicted model, not a curated record
GAAGCUUAAAUGAGGAAGAGGUAGGGGGCGGAGAGGAGGAGCAGCGCUAGAAUGAUAGAGGGAAUUACUUCAGCUGUAGACAGUGCUGAUUUCACUGUGGUAAAGUGUAAAUAUGACCAGUGACACUACGGCGAUGGAGAAGCGUGGUGACACAAGCUUCUCGAGGAAAAGAAGUUCGACUUUCGGAGCCUAUGGGAGCGUGGACAGAUCAUGUGAGGAUACGUCAAGACCCGAGUCCAUGGGAGCCACUUUAAUGAACAUCCUGGACUCUCCGACCAUUGAGCCCACACCUGUCCUCAGCUCCAGCAGCAAUCAGAAGGAGUCAGAGUUGUUUGAGAUCAUUGUGAAGCUGCAGGGCAGCAGGAUCGACGAGCAGAGGUGCCACUUCCCCCUCCCACUCAAGUCUCAGCUCUUAACAUUAGGGGGAGAGCUGCCACUUAUCCUGCCCUCGAAGGCGGGCGGCUUCUGGAUCGACCCUCCAUCAGAGCGGCAGAGCGACCUGAGCCCCACCUCCUCCUCCAUCCACGGAGCGGAUCAGGAGAGCUACGACCUCCUGGAGAGAGACGCAGAUGCCAAAGUUUACCACCAUGUGUUUAGAGCAAGAUACCAUCACUCAUUCACCGCAGUGGAUCCGUGUUUGGGGUCGCUCGUGAUGUCCGUUUGUUUAGAAGAAGACGAGAACAGGAUUCGAGUAAUAUUACGGAUGAAGGAGUGCUCCCUGCAUGGCGUUUUCUCACUGUCGCUUUUCCCAAAUAUCCCGUCGACGGUGGAAUUAGCGAAGAUGCUCUGUGAUAAAGUGACGGUGCCGAAGUUUGACGCCGUCUGUUACCUCAAGGCUCCAGACUUAAUCCAGACGUUUGAUGAACAUCGAGUGUCUCCUAAUUUUAAAUUUGGUGUUUUGUAUCAACGAGACAAACAGUUAACAGAAGAGGAAAUACUCAGUAACAAUGAGGAAAGUGAUGAAUUUAAGGAUUUUCUUUCGAUUUUGGGAGACACGAUCCAGCUCCAAGGUUUCACUGGGUUCAGAGGAGGCCUGGACGUCUGCCACGGUCAAACAGGAAGUGAAGCCGUUUACACGUCGUUUCACGGUAGAGAAAUCAUGUUCCACGUCACCACCAAGCUCCCGUUCACCGACUGCGACCCCCAGCAGUUGCAGAGAAAACGACACAUUGGGAAUGACAUCGUAGCGCUGGUUUAUCAAGAGGGACGGACCCCGUUUCUCCCAGACGUGAUCAAAUCCCAUUUUUUGCACUGUUUUGUGGUGGUUCGGAGCGUCGCCGGGGGUGAUGGAGGGAGUGGGCGUGGCUAUCAGGUUUCAGUCACGGCUCGAGACGACGUUCCGAACUUUUGCCCCGUUCUCCCAGACCCACCAGUGUUCAGAGAUCGCUCACUUUUGAGGGAAUUUCUUCUCACUAAACUCAUCAACGCUGAGAUAUUGUGCUACAAAGCCGAGCAGUUCAGCCGACUAGAGUUGCGCACGAGGUCGUCGCUGCUCGAGACCCUCCGCACUGAGCUCUUCACACGGUCGCAGUGCAUGAUGGGAGAUCCGUCUCUGUCGGCUCAGCUCCCUCAGACUGAAGGCAGCAGGACGGGCUCUGAGGGGACGGGGGGCUUCAUAGAGAAUUUCAAGAGAGCCAUCAGAGUAAGGAGCCAUUCGUUUGAAACUCUCGGUGUGCCACGAAAAACUGGAACUUCUUCACAAAAACACAAGACAGAGAAAGACUCCGAGAGUGACAGAUCUUCAGCGUCUCUUUCCACAAAUUCAGACGGACUGGGACCAGAAACCAAAGACCACCCGAGUCCUUAAGACGAAACAUAAAAC